GCGGGCGAGCGCGCGGCUCCUGCGCACUCGGCCGCCGCCUGCGCGAGUCGUUGGCACAGCUGCGUUCUCGCCUCCACGGUUGGGAACCGGGUCCAGCGGUAACCGCCGCUGAGCGCCCUGCGCUCCCCACACCUGCGCGCCUUCCCCACGGCAACAGGUCAGGGGCGGGCGGAGGCGGCGAGGGCGCACGACCCGAGACUGGAGGACUAAAGGUCUGGAAGAUGAAUAGACUCGUCGCUUUCCACUGACUGGUAGCAAUGGCAUUUACCGAAAGAGUCAACAGCAGCGGCAACAGCAGCUUGUACAAUGAAGACAGAAAUCUGCUUCGAAUUAGAGAGAAGGAAAGACGCAACCAGGAAGCUCACCAAGAGAAAGAGGCAUUUUCUGAAAAGAUUCCCCUUUUUGGAGAGCCCUACAAGACAGAAAAAGGUGAUGAGCUAUCCAGUCGAAUACAGAACAUGCUGGGAAACUAUGAAGAGGUGAAGGAGUUCCUUAAUACCAAGUCCCACCCUCAACGCUUGGAUGCUUCUGAAAAUAGGUUGGGAAAGCCAAGAUACCCCUCAUUUCCUGAGAAGGGGAGCAGCAUUCCAUCUCACUCCUUCCACACUAGUGUCCACCACCAGCCUAUUAAUACUCCUGCCUCUGGACCACUUCCUAUUGGUACCAUUAGCCACAACCCAAAGAUGGCGCAGCCAAGAAUGGAACCAAUGCCAAGUCUCCAUGUCAAAAGCUAUGGCCCACCGGACAGCCAGCACAUGACCCAAGAUCGCCUUGGUCAGGAGGGGUACAGCUCUAGUCAUCACAAAAAGGGUGACCGCAGGGCUGAUGGAGACCACUGUGCUUCAAUGACAGACUCAGCUCCAGAGAGGGAGCUUUCUCCUUUGUUCUCUUUGCCUUCCCCAGUCCCCCCUUUGUCACCUGUACAUUCCAACCAGCAGACUCUUCCCAGGACGCAAGGAAGCAACAAGGUUCACAGCAGUAACAGUAACAAUAAAGGCUACUGUCCGGCCAAGUCUCCCAAGGACCUACCGGUAAAGGUCCAUGAUAAAGAGACCCUUCAAGACAGUUCAGUAGCAGUUGCCAGCCUUGCGGUAGCCCCUCCCCAGCCACCUUCUCAGACUUUCCCCCCACCCCCUCUCCCCUCAAAAAGCCUUGCAAUGCAGCAGAAGCCCACAGCUUAUGUCCGGCCCAUGGAUGGUCAAGAUCAGGCUCCUAGUGAGUCUCCUGAACUGAAACCACUGCCGGAGGACUACCGGCAACAGAGUUUUGAAAAAACAGACUUAAAAGUGCCUGCCAAAGCCAAGCUCACUAAGCUGAAAAUGCCUUCUCAGUCAGUCGAGGGUUUUUGCCGCUACCAGAAACAGUGGAACAUGGAUUCUUAUGCUCCUUGUCACCAAGUAGAAAUGCGCUCGACCUACUCCAGUGAAGUCCAUUGUGUUGAAGAGAUUCUGAAGGAAAUGACCCAUUCAUGGCCUCCUCCUUUGACAGCAAUACACACGCCUAGUACAGCUGAGCCCUCCAAAUUUCCUUUUCCCGCAAAGGAUUCUCAGCAUAUCAGUUCUGCAACCCUAAACCAAAAACAAUAUGAUACAUCUUCAAAAACCCACAGUAAUUCUCAGCAGGGAACAUCUGUUUCUAUCCCUGCCUGUUCUAGCAUGCUCAAAGAUGACCUUCAGCUCAGUGACAGUGAGGACAGUGACAGCGAUCAAACCCCAGAGAAGCCUCCGCCCGCAUCUGCACCUCCAAGCGCUCCGCAGGCGCUGCCCGCAGCCGCGGCCUCAGCACAUUCCAGCAGCGCUGAGUCGGAGAGCACCAGCGACUCUGACAGCUCCUCGGACUCGGAGAGCGAGAGCAGCUCCAGUGACAGCGAGGAGAACGAGCCUCGAGAAACCCCGGCUCCCGAGCCCGAACCUCCGACAACAAACAAAUGGCAGCUGGACAACUGGCUGACCAAAGUCAGCCAGCCCGCGCCACCCGCCGAGGCCCCGGGCAGCGCCGAGCCCCCGGCCCGGCACCCGGACAGUAAGGGCAAGGGUGGCGACGGUGCCACCGGAGGUCACGAGCGCUCGGAGUCCAAAGAGCCUCCCCCCAAAAGCUCCAGCAAAGCCCCCCGGCUGCCUUCCGAAGGCCCCCACGCGGGCAAGAGGAGCUCUCAGAAGUCCCCUGCCCAACAGGAGCCCCCGCAGAGGCAAACCGUGGGAUCCAAACAACCCAAGAAGCCCGUCAAGGCCUCCGCCCCGGGGCAUGCGGAUGCGCAUGCAGAUGCACGCGCCAGUCUGCUGGUGGAGAGCGAGCCCGGACUUCCUCCCCAGGCCUCCAAAGACCAGCCUUCCAAAGACAAGCCCAAGGUGAAGACGAAAGGGCGGCCCCGUGCCGCAGAGAGCCGUGAGCCCAAGCCGGUGGCGCCCACCCCCAGCGAACGGAAGAAGCACAGGAGCGGCCCCCCGGCCCCCCCGAAGGCACCUCCGAAGGACGCGGCGGGGGACAGGAGCCCCGAGCACUUUGCCCUGGUCCCCCUGACCCAGAGCCAGGGCCCUGCUCGCAGCGGCGGCGCCAGGACUAGUGGCUGCCGACUGGCAGUGGUCGUCCAGGAGGACCGCCGCAAGGACAAACCCCUGGUGCCUUUGAGAGACACCAAGCUGCUCUCCCCGCUCAGGGACACUCCGCUCCCGCAAAGCUUGAUGGUGAAGAUCACCCUGGACCUCCUCUCUCGGAUACCCCAGCCUCCUGGGAAGGGCAGCCGCCCCAAGAAACCGGAAGACAAACAGCCAUCGGCAGCAAAGAAGGCAGAUUCUGAGAAGAGAAGCUCAGAAAACUCAAGCAAGUUGGCCAAAAAGAGAAAGGGUGAAGCAGAAAGAGACCACGACAGCAAGAAAAUCAGGCUGGAGAAGGAAGUCAAAUCGCAGUCAUCACCCUCAUCCUCCCACAAAGAAUCUUCUAAAUCAAAAACGCCCAAGCCCUCCUCUGAGCCCUCAAAGAAGGAAAUGCUUCCCCCUUCACUUGUGUCAUCCUCGUCCGCAUCCUCCCAGAAGCCAGCCAAGCCUGCACAAAAGAGGUCAAGGCAGGAAGCAGACCCCAGUGGCCAGGACCCUCCCAAAAGUGCCAGUAGUACCAAGGGCAACCACAGAGACUCUUCUGUUUCCAAGCACAGAAAAGUAGAGGGGAAGGGCUCUGGAAGCUCUGCAGAACACAAAGGAUCUUCUGGAGAUACUGCAAAUCGUUUUCCAGUGCCUUCUUUGCCAAAUGGUAACUCCAAGCCGGGGAAGCCUCACAUGAAGUUGGACAAACAACAAGCAGAUUUUCACAUGAAGGAGGCCAAAAGGUUGAAGGACAAAGCAGAAUUAGUGACGGACAAGGUUGGGAAGGCUUUUAAGUACCUGGAAGCUGCCUUGUCCUUUAUUGAGUGUGGUAUUGCCAUGGAAUUGGAAAGCCCAGCGUCCAAGUCGGCUUGCUCCAUCUAUGCAGAAACCCUAGACCUCAUCAAAUUCAUAAUGUCAUUAAAAUCCUUCUCGGAUGCCACAACACCAACACAGGAGAAAAUAUUUGCUGUUUUAUGCAUGCGUUGCCAGUCCAUUUUGAACAUGGCUAUGUUUCGUUGUAAAAAAGAUAUAGCAAUAAAGUAUUCCCGUACUCUUAACGAACACUUCUUCAAGACUUCUUCCAAAGUUGCCCAGGCACCUUCUCCAUGCAUCGCAAGAAGCACAGGCACACCAUCCCCCCUCUCUCCAAUGCCUUCUCCAGCCAGCUCCAUAGGAUCCCAGUCAAGUGCUGGUAGUGUGGGGAGCGGGGGGAUGCCGGCCACCAUCAGCACCCCCGUCACCAUCCAAAACAUGACAUCUUCCUAUGUCACCAUUACUUCCCAUGUCCUUACCGCCUUUGAUCUUUGGGAACAGGCUGAGGUCCUUACCAGGAAGAAUAAAGAAUUCUUUGCUCAGCUCGGCACAGGUGUGUGCGCCCUGGCCCUUGACAGCAGUCUGAUGGACCUGGUGCGCUAUACAAGACAGGGCUUUCAGCGGCUGAAACAAGUAACCAAAACACCUUAAUGGAGGCCCAGGUUGAUCUGAUGCCUUGGGAACUUUUUUGCACGUUGGAAGCCUCAAAACAGUCCAGACAUUUGUCUCAUCAGGAUACCAAACUCGAGAAGAGAAGCACCAUGAGAUGGCCAGGACAUUUGUUCACUGAAACUCAAGAACUAUGGAAUCAUUGGUUGGACAGGAUGGUUUUGUAGAAGCAGAAAUGAGGAGGCUGGCCUCAGAGAUGAUCUUGCCUUUCCUUCCUAAAGGACAGAAGUGCAAUGUAGCCUGAGUGGGCGUAUGAAUGGUCUAGAAACAUUUCCGUCUUUUUUUAACCAGCAGGAUGCAAAUGAAAUGAGGAGGAACAAUUUCAACUCUGAAAGCAAAUUCACAUCAUCUCAGUAGCCACAUUAGUUCAUUCCUAGAAGGAAUUUUUUUUUUUUUUUUAAACAGUGAAUUGUGGUGUAGGGUUUUGUGGGUGAUUUUUUUUUUUUUCUUUUAAGUUUUGGGGGAAAUAUUUGUUUAAUAAAUUCUAAUGGUCAUCUAUAAAACAU
Molecule: messenger RNA, 4567 nt
Organism: Physeter macrocephalus (sperm whale)
Lineage: Eukaryota; Metazoa; Chordata; Mammalia; Artiodactyla; Physeteridae
Gene: AFF1
Product: ALF transcription elongation factor 1
Exons: 22
Coding region: 258-4043 (1261 amino acids)
Biological process (GO): regulation of gene expression
Cellular component (GO): super elongation complex; nucleus
Source: RefSeq, a predicted model, not a curated record